AUGUCUCUCGUUUCCGGGCCCGGGCGCGCUGCUGGGAUGGCCAGUCUGCCCAGCGAGAUGCACCUCUUCGUCGACAAGCACGUCGCCUACAUCCAGAGCCUCGACACUCGCAAAGAUGAGCUCGAGUACUGGCUCACCGAACAUCUGCGCCUCAACGGCCUCUACUGGGGACUGACGGCCCUGCAUCUCCUGGGCCGCCCAGAUGCCCUUCCACGCGCUCCCAUCCUCGACUUUGUCAUCUCGUGUCUGCAUGAUAAUGGCGGCCUCGGUGCUGCACCGGGCCAUGAUGCCCAUAUGCUCUAUACCGUUAGUGGCGUGCAGAUACUCGCGACGCUUGACGCUUUCGGUGAGCUUGAAGAGCGCAGCCCCGGCGCCCGCCUGAAGAUUGCAAAAUUCAUCGCCGAUUUGCAAGAUCGCGAGACGGGCACCUUUGCAGGCGAUGAGUGGGGCGAGCAGGAUACCCGCUUUCUCUACGGCGCCCUAAAUGCCCUGUCUCUCAUGGGCCUGCUUGAACUCGUAGAUGUCGACAAGGCCGCUCAAUACGUCAACUCGUGCGCCAACUUUGACGGUGGAUACGGUACCAGCCCCGGGGCCGAGUCGCACUCUGGUCAGGUGUUCACGUGUGUUGGCGCACUGACCAUCGCGGGGAGACUCGACCUUGUCAACCAAGAAAAGUUGGGCGCCUGGCUAAGCGAACGACAGCUCAAGAACGGAGGCCUCAACGGCCGGCCAGAGAAGAAGGAAGACGUCUGCUACAGCUGGUGGGUUAUGAGCAGCAUGGCCAUGCUAGACAAGCUGCACUGGAUAGACGGUCAGAAAUUGACGAGCUUCAUCCUGCAGUGCCAGGACCCGGAUCUGGGUGGUCUCGCAGACCGACCUGGCGACAUGGUCGACGUCUUCCACACUGUCUUUGGAAUCGCUGGUCUCAGUCUGCUGAAGUAUCCCGGUCUGGAAGAGGUAGACCCCGUGUACUUUCACCUGGAUACAGUGCAGCCUCGUCAGGCUUUCGGCAUGGCCAACAUUCCGCUGCACUGCAACAUUUGCCCCAAGAAGCCAAACUUCAGCGAUGUCUCGCAUCUACUCACCCACAUCGCCAGCAAAGGCCACUUAUCCAACUACUACAAGGUCAAGGUCCGCUCCACCAACGAGGAUGCAUCCCGCCGGCUCAUUGAGACGUACGACCAGUGGUAUGCCGAAUGGGCUGUCGAAGAGCUCAUGUCGGACCGGAUGAAUCAGAAGGACAAACGCCGUACCCGCGCGAGACCCGCUGGUACAGCUACCUCCUGCAUCCGAUUGUACUUGAGACUGAUACUGACUACACCUGAAGCAGCCCGGCCGGCGCCUCCUGUCAAGAUCGAGGCCCCCGCGCCACGUCCUCUACGUCGCGCCGCCGCGAGCGCUCUCCUCGAUCCACGCCUGUCGGAGCAGCAGCACACGAUGAUCAAGCUGGAGCAGUCGCCUUCUCCGACGCCGCAACCUCACGGCCCGGUCCUCCGCAAUCGCAAUACCUUCGCACCUCAUAUGCAGUAUUGGCCUACAGAGUCUCGCGCUAGCUCUCGCAGCUAUACCAACCCAGACUAUGAUACUUCCAGUGAAUACUCCGAUCCGAGCGAGCAGCGCCGGAGGUCAUACCGGUACAACGCUGCGGCUUCGUGUGCCAUUGAAGAUGAACCUGCUGAGGUCGCAGAUCCGAUGGCUGUCAGCGAGUCGACCAAACUCAAAGGUGUCUAUUGGCCUGGCAUGGACAUCUUCGACUCUGCUACCCCAGAGAUGCGGCGUAAGAGGAACCAAAAGAAGGACAGCUCUGUCGUCGAACAGCUGGAGCUCAACUCACAAGUAGUCGAAGCAACUGAGCUCAUCUUCACACCGUUGGGGUCUUUCAAACGCCAGCGCAGGAUCUCGUGCUCGGAGUCUGACGAAGAGGAUGAGGUCGAGAUCAAGACUGAGAGCCCCCAGCCUGUACGUCGGCGACCUGCACUCGCCAGUCUUGAUACAAACACUACUCGCCGCUCUACUAGACAGUCCAAGCGGCCCGUGUUUCCUAUUCUCAGCCGCAACCAAUACGAUGAUGAUCGCGGCCGUCCUGGCUACGACCAUAGUCGCAACAACCGUGCUCCGAAGCGGAAGCAGUUUGACGUUUACCAAGACGAGGAUGACGUUCCAUUCUCGCAGCCCAAUGGCAUGAACUAUCUUACAUCGGGCUUCACUCACCAAGCAUCUCCAUCUCCUGCACCUGCAUUCAACUCUUACAAACCCUUCAACGACCCAUUCCAGUAUGAUAACAAGGAGAACGUUCUACCUUCGUUCCACCAAACGGCUUAUGGUAACUUUCAUGGCCAUCAGAACAAUGCCUACCAGUAUCCCACCUACUCCUACGGCAUUGGGCCUGAUCAACAGGCCUUCCAGUACACCAGUCAUCUCUACAACACUGCAAGCGCGUACCAGCAACAGGACCAAGAUGACGAUGACCAACGUACCAUCACAGCUCCACCUUCACCGUCUACAAGCUAA
Molecule: messenger RNA, 2511 nt
Organism: Alternaria novae-zelandiae
Lineage: Eukaryota; Fungi; Ascomycota; Dothideomycetes; Pleosporales; Pleosporaceae
Exons: 5
Coding region: 1-2511 (836 amino acids)
Biological process (GO): protein geranylgeranylation
Cellular component (GO): Rab-protein geranylgeranyltransferase complex
Molecular function (GO): Rab geranylgeranyltransferase activity
Source: RefSeq, a predicted model, not a curated record